This is a messenger RNA of Erinaceus europaeus (western European hedgehog), 3624 nucleotides long. RefSeq names its product KIAA2012 ortholog. Bases 114 to 3521 code for a protein of 1135 amino acids. The transcript is spliced from 23 exons. The record is from RefSeq and is a predicted model, not a curated record. NCBI's taxonomy places the organism in Eukaryota, Metazoa, Chordata, Mammalia, Eulipotyphla, Erinaceidae.
UUUGUGGACUUCUUGGGCUCACUGCUGAACUUAGGAAAUGUGGAGGUGUGACCAGUUUUCAGUCUUCUAAACCAAGAUGAACUGCCCUUGAGAAGGGUAGUCGGUGAGGAAACAUGUUCACGCUCUCUCUCCUGAGCCGGGGACAUGGAAAAUUGGUGCAGAACAAACAGAAGUUAGAAGUCUAUUUGGAACCAGAGGAUUACUUGAACUGGAAAUCCCCAGAAGAUUAUGUCCUGGUCAGCAAACCACAGAAUGAGGGCAAUGCCAGCCAGCACACGUGGAGCCUUUUUCUCCCCAAAACAUUCAGCACUAGAAAAGGUGCCCUGAUCCUCUAUUCAGAAGGCUUAGCCAUGUCAGCAUGGGCCCCUGAAGAGAAGAGAAGAGUCCCCCGGCACCUCAAAAGCCACAGGAAGAGGCUAGACCUUGAACUGCAUACACUACAGGACCUCAAAGAAGCCAUCCUGGCCUAUGGAAGGAGACAGAGAGAGCAGGACAGAGGCUGGCAACCGUACCUCCACUUUCAGAGCCAACCAGAGAACCAGGCCCAACGGCAGAUCCAACCUGGGCACUCAGCCAAGAGAUACCUCCGAGGCCUCUUGCGGACAUGGCCCCCUGGCACCAUGUACAGGCUCCACUGUGCAGGAUGCAUCAAGGACUCUCUGCUGCUCCAGGACAGUCAACUUCAAGUCCCAAAGAGUCUUAGGCCACAACAGGACCUGUCAGGAGUACCCCCAAAAUACCAUCUCCUGCCUGUCUUCCCUCCAUUUUGGACUCAACAAGGAAAAUGUUUUGAAGAAGAUCAUCAGGGAAUGGAUGGCAGGGAAGCUGGGGCUGGUGGACACGUCGACCAGGGCUUCACAGCCAAGAACCAUAGCAGUCAGUGGACUCACUUGCCACCACUCAGGAAGCAACGACUGCAGAAAGAAGAAACCCAGGAAGAGGACACGUCAAUAGAGAAUCACCACCGUAUACAUGCUUCAAAGGAAAGUCACAAUGAAAAAACGCAGCAAACCUCCAGGAGGGCCUUUGGGCAUGCCUACAUCGAUUAUUCUUGGCUCUUGAGUGACAAAUCCCAUGUUACAUUCUAUGGAGGCGCCUUCCCCAACAGGAAGGCAGACAUCAGUGACAAGCUAGGAAAUGUGAAACUCCACAAGGGCAGAAGCAGCUUCUUGUUACAGGAUUCACCUGCUGAAAGAUGCCUUUUCCCUCCUGUAGCAUCUGCCACUGGCUCAGAAAGUAACACACCUGUGGAAAUGGAGAAGAAAAAGGUCCCAAAGGCUUUGAAAUUACCUCCAAUCUCAGAAGAAACACACAGAGUGCUGGCCCCCCUGAAGAGUCAGUUUAAAGCCAAUGAACCCCCAGAAGAGCUCUUCAUUUUCCCAGUGGAGAUUCACUUCCAUACCCAUCACUACCCAAAAGAAAAAGCCCACGGAAGAGGUGCAUCUCAGCCUGCGUCGGGACCAGAAGCAGAAGAUGCCAGGCCUUCAGGGAAACUCCCUCUGAAGCGUGCGUCCUUCUGGAGGCUAAAGGGCUUAGCAGGGCAUCUCCCAGUGGACACAAGCAGAGACACCAUCUCUCCACAAGAUGCUGCUGCCCCACCACCGGCUCUUCCAUCCCAGACUGAAGGAAGAAGAAGCCCAGAGAGCCAGCAGCAUCCAGACCCUACACCAGGUCACUUCAGCCCCAAAGGCUUCCUGAACGCACAGUCACCCAGGAGAACUCUCCCGGCAGAAGCAUCCAGAGACCUGGGACACUUCUUAUGGGGUCCAGAUGGAGAAAAUGUCUGCCUUUCCCUCCCAGAGCCCCUCUCAACCCAGGAACUGCUGCUACAUGAAGCAAACACUGAAUCUGGAACCAAUCUUCACGUGGAUGUUAACGAAACCUCAGUGCUGAUUCAGAAAACAGAGAAGCAGAGAACCCAGCAGUCCUUGGAGGCAGCAGCUCAGAAGACAGAAGAGCCUCAAAGUUGUAUAAAUAAUGGGCUGACACAUUCAAACAGAAAGGAAUUUUACACGCGCAAGCUGCACAUCGACAUGACGCCGUUCCUGAAGGAAAGUGCAGAUGAACUGGACUGUCCAGAAGAAACAGAAGGACCUUUUAAAGAAGAUCAGGAUACCAAAGACCAGGAGACCAGGGGUGCUUCCCUGGACGAGGACCAGCAGAUGGCUGAGGCAGAUGCUGGGCAAAAGGUGCACACAGAAUAUGAUACACACCAUCUAGGGAAAGAACUCCCAGGACAUGGGUCUGAGUCCCCAAGGAGGUUGAAUCCUAUUGAUCCAUCUCUUCUUCCAAGUGAAAAAAAAAGGAAGACUGACUCAAGAUUGUUCCAUCAACAGACCUUAGCUAAGAUCAGUCACGAGGAGAUGGACUUGACUGACAAAGCCAAGAAAAAGAAGGUCACCAAGACAGACAAGUUCAGUGUACCCAGAAAUGAGAGGGAAGGAAAAGUCCACAGGGAAGCAAAGCCUGCUGGGGGAAAGUCAAAGGAACCAAAGGCUGAAAUUCCCAAAGGAAAAAAAACAGGAACCAAAAGAAAAAAGAUAAAGAAGGAACGGAAUCUGGUGACAGCAGCAGAGCUGUGUGGGCCUGAUGCCAUUAUUCCUAAGGAAACAGAAAACACCUCAGAUGAAGGUUACUUUCCUUCAAGCUCUGUUAUAGAGGAUGCUGUGUUUCCUCCCAGAUACGAUGCUCCGGAAAGCCAAGUUUCUAUAGAUGGAAGAUCCUCACCCACUGAGACUGUAACUGUCCCUGAAAAUGUGGAAUCUAAAGAAGAGAAAAGACUCGAGGACCCUUCCAAGGGCCUCCUCCCUAGGAAGGAACACCAGGACCGACUGCGAGCAGAACGGGCUGAGAUGCGACGGCUGGAGGUGGAGAGGAAGAGAAGGGAGCAGGAGGAGCAGUGGAGGCUCCAGCAGGAACAGUUGGAGAGAGCAGAAAAGAUGAAGGAGGAGCUGGAGAUGGAGCAACAAAGGCGCGCUGAGGAGAUCCGAUUAAGGAAACAGAGACUUGAAGAAGAAAGACAGAGGCAGGAAGAGGAGGAGAGAAGACAGCGGCUCCAUUUGCAGAUGGCCCAGGAGAGAGCCCGCCAGCAACAGGAGGAGUUCCGGAGGAAACUGCAAGAGCGUCUGAGAAAAAAACAGGAGGAAGAUGCCAGGAGGGCUGAGGAAGAGAAGCAAAGGCAAAAGGAAUUGGAAAUGCAGUUAGCGGAAGAACAAAAACACCUGAUGGAGAUGGCUGAAGAAGAACGCCUGGAGUACCUGAGGCAGAAAAAAGAAGCUGAAGAGAAGGCUCAGCUGGAAGCAGAGGAGAGAAGGCAAAAGGAAGAGGAAGCUGCAAGACUGUCUCUGGAGGAAGCCAUGAAACGAGCCCAAGAAGAAGCCAGGCAAAAGUCUGCUUUGAAGAAACAUCUUCAUUUUCAUCAAGAACUCCGUAAGGAGACCAGAGGAUUGCAGUGGACACAGAACAUUUCAAGACCAUGGGUCUACUCUUACUUCCAACUCCUACAAAGACCCAGAUCAUAAGGCUAGAAGAAAAUUCAAUAAAAAGAAGACGUUUUUAAAAAUGUGUGCCUGUAGCAAUCCAGCAGGAACCAUCAGAAACAUCCUAAAUAGAAUUUCAAGGAGC